Synchiropus splendidus (mandarinfish) is the source of this 7096-nucleotide messenger RNA. It is a transcript of the gene zc3h13, whose product is annotated as zinc finger CCCH-type containing 13. Gene Ontology annotation, molecular function: metal ion binding. Lineage: Eukaryota; Metazoa; Chordata; Actinopteri; Syngnathiformes; Callionymidae. The coding region runs from base 695 to 6184 and encodes 1829 amino acids. Gene Ontology annotation, cellular component: RNA N6-methyladenosine methyltransferase complex. The record is from RefSeq and is a predicted model, not a curated record. The transcript is spliced from 20 exons.
CAUAACGGGAUUUGAAGACCAUGAACCGAAUGGCGUAUAACUGAAACCUCCGAUAUUGUUUGUGUUGUGUAUAAGCUGGCGCCUCCAGUUAUAGUGCAGUGUUAAAAUGAGAGGACCCGAAUAAACUGCACAUACGGCUACACAUGAAACACCGAGACUGUGUCAGUUUCGUGUCCUAAACAUCCACACCAAAGUGUGUAUACUUUGUUUUGUUAUAGUGUACAUGUUCGUACCGUGCGAAGUUCUCAUGUUUUGUGUCUUUUGAACAUUUGCCAGCCCUGUAUUUCUCACUGAUGUAUCACAGCGGUAGAACAGAGAUCGGAAGAAUAUAACGCGAUUGAACAAGCUGCACCAACACCGAAACGAAGAGCAGCGCGACUAAGGCGUUUUUUCGGCUUUUAUAGCUACUAUAUUAUGGUUAUAAUGGCUGUCCAGCUUGCACUGGUUAAACAAAGCGAUUGAUUGAGUGAAAGAGUGCAGAUCAAAGUCAAUUUGGCUUUUUAUUUCCAAUGAAAGUUCAUACUAUCUUAACACAAAAGACGAUUCACUCAUUCUUAUAUUUCAUUGUUCAAGUCCUGUCUUCAUCAGGAUGUCAAAUAUGUUGUAUCCCCGAUAAGAAAUGAUAAUUAUGUGAGAAAUCAUUGAAAGGUGUGAAAAGCAAGUAGGAGUCAUUUCUGUCAUUUACUCCAGUAAAAUGCCUUAUGUAUCUAAAAAUGCAUCUGGAGCGUGGCACUGUGCUUGGUUUGAGUGCCAACCGAGAGGCAGGCUGUGGUACCAGUCUUGCAGAAUGUCCAAGAUUCGGCGGAAAGUAACAGUGGAGAAUUCAAAAACCAUAUCUGACAGUAGCAGCAGCACCACAACCAGCAGCAGCACCGCCAACCCCGCAGCCCCUUCUCGUCGACCGAGUGUGUUUGAACGACUUGGGCCAAGUACUGGGAGUAAUGCUGCAGAUAGUCAUUGCAGAAAUUGGCUGAAGACCGGAAAUUGCAGUUACGGAAAUACUUGUCGCUACACCCAUGGAGCUCAGCCGCGCGGCAAAGGAUUCAACUUCAGUCGGUCAGCAGAGAGACCCACAGGUGAUCUGCGGGAGAGGAUGAAGAAUAAAAGACAGGAUGUUGAACCAGAAAACUUGAAGCGAGACUUGGACGAGCCCACUUCCCCCACAGCGAGACAGAGAGAUUCCUCCAGAAGUCGCCAUAGAGAAAAGGAGGACAUUAAAAUUACGAAGGAGAGAACCCCAGGCAGUGACGAAGAGCCCACAGAGUGGGAGACAAAUAGAGAAGACUCUGAUAUUGGUGACUACGAUUACGAGUUGUCUCUUGAAAUGAAGCGUCAGAAGAUCCAACGUGAACUUAUGAAACUAGAGCAGGAGAAUCUGGACAAGCGGGAGGACAUUGUCAUCAAAAAAGAGGAAACAGGCGGCAAGACGAGAACAACUGCCCCCUCUAAACCCUCCCCCGAGCAGCCGAGCUGCAAAGAUUCACCCAAAAAGCCCACCUCCCCAAAACACAAAGGCGGAGCCAAAGGACAAGGUUCUAGUAAAAAAGAGAAGAAGGUGGCAAUUUCAUCCCCUGUUGCUGAAACUACCAGAGCUUCAAAAGGAAGCCACAGCAAGAAGAAGGGUCCCAGAACCCCCAGUCCUCCUCCUCCAGUCCCUCUUGACAUCCCCGUAGUUGGAAAGAAACACAAGGGGAAGCACAAAAACAAAGAGAAGACUGAAGAAAAACUGAAAGAGGGGAAAGAUCGUGGACGAGAUACUGAGAAACACAAAGAGAAAAAGGAGAAACGCAGGGACCGAUCAGACAGUUCCCACAAAGCCAAGCGCACACUGACAACAGAUGAAUGCUCAGAGAGCACAUCAUCCCCCUCGCGGGGCUUGUCUCCAACCCUGAAGAAGAAAUCCAGCUCCCCUAAAAUUCUGCGCAAGAAUAGUGCGCCAGCCUCUUCCCCAUGCAGGUCUCCAUCACCACCUGCCCAACAGCGACAGACCUCUUCCUCUUCACACCACCGCUCCCCAUCAUCUGGCUCCUCGACUCAACAGCACUCGCCGUCCCCUGUCAGGCGCCGCUCCUGUUCUCCAGUCUAUCAUCGCAGUGCUCCACCCACUGCUUCCAACUCAUCUCCACUGAGCCCUCGGCGUUCACGGUCACCAGCUGCCUCACAUGACACUUCUUCACCACAUCGCCGAUCGGAUAAGUCUAGUCCUGUCCGUCGACGCUCCAGGGAUCGUGAGAGGAGUCGGGGAGAUCGAGAAAGGAGUCCUCUAGAGCGCUCCAGAUAUGAACGGAGAGAUGAAAUCCGUGGGAAGCGUGAGAAGGACAGCGUGCGUGAUGAUCGCAACUAUGACUCUGAGCAAGUUUCAUCCCGAGACAGCCGCGACGACCGUGACCACAGGGAGGCACGUGACCGCAGGGAACGAGGAAGAGAAACAACUCGUGAAUCACGUGACCAUAGAGAUAACAGGGACGCCAAGGAGUCCAGAGAGAGUAGGUCAACAGACAACCGCUCCAGCCAAGAAUCAUUAGAGCGUCGUGAUCGUGACAGGGAGCGAGAAAAGGAGAGGGAGAAGGAUAAAGAACGAGAGAAGGAGAGAGACAGGGAAAGAGAGAGGCUGGAUGCUCACAGGAAGGAAGAGCCACCACAGGAUGAAAGAUCAUAUGGUAGAAGCCAAGGACGUGAAGAUGGAGGACGAACUGAAAGGAAUGGACGGGGAAGAGGCAGAGCCACUGAAGCAUCAGAAAAAGGCUCCAGCAGAAAUUCCAGAGGUUCCCAAAUGGAUAGUGGCCAUGACAACUGGGAGUCACGGAGCAGUAACACACGUGAGCGAAGCGCAGAUGCCUCAGAUCGGGGCAUAGACCGCGAUCGCUAUGAAGGAGAGCGUAGAGGUGAACAGGCUCGAGACUCUUCCUAUGACAGAAGAGGCGGGCAUAGUGAUCGGGAGCGCAGAGAUAAUCGGGAAAGAGAUCAAAGAGUAUCAUCCCCAAAUCGACACCAGAGGAGGUCGGAGGAGUCUGAGAGGGACGGGAGGCGAGAUGAACGCAGGCUGGACAGGAGCGAUGAGAGACGGGAUGAAAGAGGCCGUGACCGAGACAGGGACAGAGAACGAGAACGGGAGAAAGAGAAAGACAGGGAUAGGGAAAGAGAACGAGAGAAAGAAAGGGAGGCAGAGCGUGAGCGCAUCAGAGAAAGAGAGCGGGAAAGGGAGGAGCGGGAGCGGGAGAGGGAGGAACGAGAGAGGGAAAGGGAGCGUGAAGAGAGGGAAAGGGAACGAGAGGAGAGGGAAAGAGAGAGGGAACGGGAGGAGAGGGAGCGGGAGCGAGAGCGUAAAGAACAAAGAGAGCGAGAGCAACGGGAAAGGGAGCGGCAGCGGGAAUGGGAAGAGAGGGAGAGAGAGCGCGGGAGGGAUGAGCGUCGGGAGAGGCGAGAUGAUACUCGAGAUGAUCGAACAUUGCGGGACGCACGAGAUGAUCGCAAAACCAGUCGUAAGAGGCGGCGUCUAGAGAGCAGCCCAAGUCCACGAGCGUCUCCAAGGCGAGGAACCCGGGACCUCAGUCCUGCAGACAGCGACGGCUACAACAGCACAGAAGAGAAAAGUGAGCGUCCAGCUGGCCGAGGGUUGGCCAAGCUCCACCCCCAACCCCUCCUCCCCAGCCCAGUGUGUCUGCCUUCAUCUGACAGUGGAGACAAACAUCGUCUUCUCAGUCAAGUGGUCCGUCCUCAGGAACCUCUGUUGCGUUCUCCGACUGGGGGGACAACCUCAGACGACAAGUCAAGUCACUGGAAAGAGGAAGAGCGCAGAAACACUGGAGACAAGAGAGAUGUGCGCAGUCGACACGAAGAACCAGAGCCUCGGAAUGAAAGGAGCCGAGGAAGUGACAGACGAGGAGAACCACCACCAGAGGCAUCGGACUUUCGGAGUCGAGGCAGAGAGCCUCGGGACUCCAGUCCUGCCACUGCACAGACGAGCUGUGAUGACAGAGACAUUCCUGGAUCCCAGGAUGAGGGCAAAAAGAAAGUGAAGAUUCAGAGGAAGGGCUUAAAGAAGGGACGCAAAGAGGAGGAGAACAUUGGAGGCAAAAGUGUUGCUGCCGUUGCAGAUCGCUUCAAUCCAGAGCCGCUCAUUGGUUCUGCUCCAGAAACUCCUCCGCUGCUCUCUCCCAGGAAGGUAACCAAAAAGAAGGCUGUUGAGCGAAAGAGGAAACGGUCCAGAGGUGAGUCGGAUGUCUCUGAGGAAGAGGCUUCACCCCAUCAGAUGCUCAACAAGCGGAAAAGAGGUCCUCGCACGCCACCGCCCGCAUUGAGGACAGAUCACCGCAGUAACACAGACCCCUCCCCUCUGUCAAAAAUGGACACCUUCAGUGAUUGGUCAGAUGAAGAAGUCACUGAUCGUGGACUACCUGAGCCAACACUUUCAACAGAUCGAGGUCAAACUGAUCCUCCGAGGAGAGGUGGGGCGCUGAGGACGGGGAGAGACAGAGAGAGAUGUAACGCCCCGUCAAUUGCCCCUCUACUGUCUCAGGACCCUCCCAUGUUGAUGCAGACUCUAACUCCGCAGCCAUUGAUGUCACAGCCACUCCUGCGCAAACCACCUCCUGACCAGGUACGCAGCAGUAGUAUGGGAAGCAACCAGAGCCGCACCUCCUCCAGACGCCCUCGUUCACCGUCCAAUGAGUCUGCUCACCGAGAGGAACUACAGGGUCCCAGGUCCCGCAGGGGACGACUCCAGGCCACCAACUCUAGGGACAGAGAACGAGAGAGGGAGAGGGACCGGCCUGGUUUGUCAGAACCUGUGGGAGCUGAAAGGAAGUCCAGGAUUGACCAAUUACGACGCGGAGAGCCGAGCCGCAGCACCUCCUCAGACCGGCAGGAUUCACGCAGUCAUAGUUCCAGGCGGAGUUCACCUGACUCUGAGCGACAGGGGAGGUCCCAGUCUCGCGCUGGGUCUUAUGAUAGUCGGGAGCGUGAACGAGACAGGGAACAGUAUGACCGGGAGCGCGAUCGUAAAGAACAUCGUCCACAACAACAACAACAACAACAACAGCAGCAGCAGCAGCAGCAAGCUCUCCUCCACCCACAGCCCUUGCAACAACAGAGAGACUGGGAAUCUGAACCUCGAGACUGGCCUGGUAGGGUGCGAGAGCCCUUGCUCAUGCGUCCAGGGCGUGAACCCCUUCUCAGGGACCGGGACAUCCGGGAUAGAGAACGUCUACUGCCAGAUGGACUUCUGCAUGAGCGGGAAAGAGAUGGCAGAGGUGAGCGUGGAGGAGACAGAGAGAGGGACAGAAUGAUGACGGAACCUCUUGGAGAUGCUCGGCCUGGGGGGCGAGGGGACAUGAUGAGACAGGACCGCGGCGAGUAUGAGCCGCUGCUUCCAAGAGAAGCGUUUAGCCCAUCAGAGUCUGAGAAACCCAGCAACAGCUGUCAUCUGGCGCUUGAGCAACGUGAGCUGGAGAAGACUGACAGCAUUGACGGAGACGACGAUGGGAAAGACGAUGACUCUCAUUCAAUGGCUUCAGUCGGAGAGGAGUAUGAACCCAUCAGUGAUGGCGAGCUGGAUGAGAUUCUGGCAGACAGUCAGAAAAAAGAAGACCAACAAGAUGAUGAGAAAGUUACAGGGCCUUUGGAUGUCAUUGAUGUGGACUGGCCCAGUCUGAUGCCCAAACAGAAGCAGGAACCCCGAGCAGCAGGGGCAGCACUGCUGCGCUUUACUCCAGGUGCUGUUCUCCUUCGAGCCGGAGUCUCGAAGCGGCUGGCAGGACCUAAACUUAUGGAGCGAGUGAAGGAAGUUUGCAAGUCUGAGUUCGAUGACCCCAAAGACGUUGACAAAAUGUUUGAACACGACUUGGGGGCCUUGAACAUGGCAGCUUUGAACAGACGAGUGGAGCGGGCAGGACUACUGAGGAACUUGGGACCUUGUUGUAAAGCCCUGUGUGCUCGCAGGGAUUUCGCCAUCCGCCGACAGCUUUUGAGGAAUGAGAAGGGCCUAACUAAGCAAUAUCCUGCCACUCCUGUCGUGGACACUGAGCUGCUGCAAAUGAGCAUGCGCCUUUUCAGAAGAACUCUAACAGGUCAGGCAUCUGCCCCUGAGAGGACUGACAGUAGCUCCGAUCCUGCAGUGGAAGUAGCUGCAGCAGGUGGCGACAGCGUGCUGGAGGCUGCUCCUCCUGAAGUGUGUGUGUCCUGAGUGUCUCUUUAUAUGUUGAUAUUGGCAUGAGACCUUUGGGAACAAAUUCAUGUUUUUGUUUUUGUUUUGUUUUUUAAACACUUUUUGUUGUGACCAGUAUGUGCUGUGCCAUAAGACUACUGGAGCUGCCAGCCAACAGAUGUGUGUAAUAUGAAUGCACAAGUAGAGAAAAAAAAAUGUUAGAAUGUUCUUUAUGACCUGUCCAUCACUUUCUUAACAUUUGCAUUGGUUGUGUAUUAAAGUGUUUCAUGACUAGUUUUUCUAUUUGGUGGUGAGUCUCAUGCCAGAUGAGGUUUUCCUCCAUGCCACACUAACUUCAUGUUCAUCAUUGUGCUGACAACUCCUGCCAUUGCGCAUUCUAUUAAUGUUGUCUUAGUUUGUGUAAGUCUCACAGGUAAAGCUCAGAACUGUUAAACCUGACUGAACAAACCAGCUCCAGUGUCACAGCAGUGACUUUUCAUGUGCGGAGCAGAAAAGUUAAUUUGCUCUGUCGUUCAAUCACGAGUCAAAAGGUACCGUCAGUACAAAAGUGUGUCACUGAACAUGCACAUGUUUCAUUUACUUCUGUUAUAUUCCAUAUCUGGACGAUCCCAGAUGUUUAGGACUGUCAAUUCUUGUGUGGGUAACGGUAAAAUGUUACCUUUAUUUUAUGUGUGAAAUAAGCCCAACAGUCAGUUGUACUUUUUUUCAGAAUAUUGCUUGAAGGCAGUUGAUUUAGGUUAAGUUUUUACUCUAAAUAAAGAACAGAAACCAUAUGUCACUUGAACCAUGUGCUUGUGAAUAAUACAAUUCGCGAUCAAAAUAUUUUGCUGUAUCUUUUUUACUCAAUAAACAUUUGAUCUAUCUAAGGGGAAAUGGUUCUAUAAACAUCUUACCAAAAAAAUCUAGUAAAUAAAGCAAGAAUGUUUCAAA